UUCGGCUAAAUGGCUGAGCCAGUUUCUCAUUUCUCAGAAUUGGGUGAGCCUUUGCGUGAGCAAGAGCAAUUGCUCUCCCCUUAUUGAUAGGUCUGAUUGUGGAUCAAAGUCCCCUUGCUUGUAAAAGUAUUUUAAAGUUUCCCACAGCUCUUUUUUUUAUAAAAAUAUAUAUUCUUGAUAGGGUUCCAAACACUUGUUUUAUUAUUUUUUUCUCCAUUUUUUAAAUGACAAUUACCUUACAAUUUAAAACAGCAUAUUUAUUACAGAGAAAUAUAAUUGCACGAUGAAUGAAGAAAUAACAGCUACUGAAGAAACUAUAAACCAAAAGGAAGAAUCUGUGUUAGUCAAUGGAAGUGCAACUAAAGAUGAAAAUGCUAGUAAAGAUAUUGUUUUCACUGGAAAAGUUGUUCAAGUUACAAAUGUCUCUCCUGGUGCUACUGUAGAACAAAUGGCAACACUAUUUGGGUUUCUAGGCAGAGUAACAGAUAUCCGACUUUACCCAUUAGAUGAUACUCUACCGGUAGCCGUUAAAUUAUGUUAUAUUAAGUAUGAAAACUCUGAACAGUGUGGCGUGGCUUAACAUUUGACAAACACAGUUUUCAUU
Molecule: messenger RNA, 604 nt
Organism: Hydractinia symbiolongicarpus
Lineage: Eukaryota; Metazoa; Cnidaria; Hydrozoa; Anthoathecata; Hydractiniidae
Product: serine/arginine-rich splicing factor 11-like
Exons: 2
Coding region: 284-580 (98 amino acids)
Cellular component (GO): nucleoplasm
Molecular function (GO): RNA binding
Source: RefSeq, a predicted model, not a curated record